This is a messenger RNA of Strongylocentrotus purpuratus (purple sea urchin), 1856 nucleotides long. RefSeq lists its product as uncharacterized. The transcript has 5 exons. NCBI's taxonomy places the organism in Eukaryota, Metazoa, Echinodermata, Echinoidea, Camarodonta, Strongylocentrotidae. The coding region runs from base 1 to 1644 and encodes 547 amino acids. The record is from RefSeq and is a predicted model, not a curated record.
AUGCCAAGCGGAGAAAGCACACGCACGGGCACAACGGUGGAAGAGGAGGAAUUGAGUGCAUUUUCCAUAUCUGGACGAUUGUUCGUCUUCACAUUCGCCAGGAAUUACGACAAUACAAACGAUGCCCACCUUCUGAUCGUCAACCAAUCACCGGAGAGGGCGACAGUCGUCAUCAAGGUACCAGGUCUUGACAUAACUCGUUUCGCAUUGGUAGAACAACAUGCAACUACUGAUAUCAGUCUACCUCCCGCAGUCAUUCCUACAGAUUCAUACGAUGGAAUCGGUGGUUACGCUGUGGUCGUGAAUUCAUCUGUAGAGAUAUGUGUGUUUGGGAUCAAUGAUGCUCAUCCUAGAUCGAUGGAUGGCUUCACAGCCCUGCCUGUAUCAACCAUGGGGAAGGAAUACGUAGUGGCGUCUUUCAAUCCUUGGACAGAAUCACAAAUCAGCAUCGCAGCCGUCGAAGAUAACACCGAACUGACAAUCACGUUUUCGAAUUCGUGGAAGCAUACUAAUAUUGAUUUGAAACCGGGUGAAAAACUUCGAUUUAACUUGAACAAACUCCAAACGGUUCAUUUAGAUGGAAACACUGAUCCUACCGGAUCCCGGAUCCGAUCUAACAAACCAAUCUCUGUCUUGACAGGGUGUCGUUGCGCUUUCGUUCCACGUGAUAUAACGUCAUGUGAUCAUCUUGUAGAGCAGAUCCCUCCAUUUCAUCAGUUAGGAAGGUCAUUUAUCGCUUCUGCGUUCAUGGGACGGACAUCAUCCACUGUAUUUCGACUCAUUGCAGCUAGACCAAACACCCGGGUUGACUUCUCCGAUGGACGCGAGAAUAGAACGCUCCCUGCAGGUGGAUUUAUCGAGUUUGAAACGAAUCAGAUGGAAGCAGUGUAUAUCCAUGCAUCCAUGCCAUGCCUGUUUAUGGCUUAUGCUAAAGGAUUUGAAUCAGAUUCAAAAGGCGAUCCUACCAUGACUAUAGUGCCUCCUCUAGAACAAGGUGUUCAUUCCGUGCGAUUCGUCACAUACAAUCUGACUAGAGACAUGGAUGGUGUCCGGAGCUACAUCACUAUCCUCGGAGAAUGUUUCACGUUAGAGAAUUCUACUAUUGGAAACGAGAAGAUAACAGAACUACGGGGUCGAAUCUCAUAUCGCCAGAUUGGUAGCAGUCGUUAUUGCGUGGCUCGUUUACCAGUUGAUAAUGGAGUUCAUACCAUCUCGUCCCAUCAUCACUACGUCCCAUUCGUGGCCUAUGCUUACGGGUUUUCUGAUUACAACUCCUAUUCGUUCCCAGUCGGAAUGGCGGCAAACACGUUGACGUGCAACACACGAGACGUCGAGCAUUUCUGUGUGGAAAGAGUGGUAGCAAUACUUCCUGAAGGCAUGUCGGGAGAAACAAUCGAUCAACCUCAAUGCGACUAUUCGGAAUGUGUUAAUCCAAUUCAUGUGAUUCUCAUAGCGAUAGCUACAGGAGCCGGUGCUAUCAUCAUAGAGUACUACAUGAGGAGGAAAUUUUCAGAAAGGCGCAAAGAACGGGAGAAGAAACGCCGGAGAUCGAUGAUGAGAUCUGCUGCAGCGGCGAUAUCUUCUCUCUCAUUCAAUCGUGAUCGUCGGCCAGCACUAACGGCAAAUGUCAACGAAGCAUCUUAAUUCCAUCCUACAACACAUUAAUACGAAGAGGAUGUAGAGAGCUUGAGAGAUAGGGGCAAUAUUACAAAGACAUAUAGGGACAGACAGAUAUAUAUAUAGAGAGAGAGAGAGAAAGAGAGAGAGAGAGAGAGAGGGAGAGAGACAAUCAGGCAGACAUGCGGACAGACGGACGGACAAUUAAACAUUGUUGGAUGUGGCUUGUAAAAUAUAUA